Messenger RNA from Monomorium pharaonis (pharaoh ant), 2779 nucleotides. RefSeq names its product nucleolar complex protein 3 homolog (gene Noc3). Gene Ontology annotation, molecular function: chromatin binding. The transcript is spliced from 10 exons. Gene Ontology annotation, cellular component: nucleolus. Lineage: Eukaryota; Metazoa; Arthropoda; Insecta; Hymenoptera; Formicidae. Bases 324 to 2714 code for a protein of 796 amino acids. The record is from RefSeq and is a predicted model, not a curated record. Gene Ontology annotation, biological process: DNA replication initiation.
AGCCGAAAUCAGUCAGAUUUCUCAGGAUUUUUCAGAAUUUCCAUAUAACGAAAAUUUUUCAGAUUUUUAAAAUAAAUUUGAAACAUUUUUCAGAAAUUAUUUUAUUCUUUGAAGAAUACGUUAUGGAUAGUCGACAUAAAUUUGUUAAUCAUAUAAAUAUACAGUUCUUUUAGCUGAUGUGAGCCCAUGCAAUAUAAACGCACGUUAACGCACAUGGAUGCAUUUCGUUUACAAUUAUUUGUGAUACCAAAUUUUUAAGUGUGAUUUUAUAAAAAUAAAUUUAAACUAAAAAUAAUAAUCUAGCUGAAUUAUACUUCGUAAACAUGGGAAAAUCGAAGAAACCAAAAAUCAGUAAAAUUAAAAGAAACAAUCAGACAAAAACAAAGCUUUCAAAGCAAGGGAAGCUUAAAUCUCGGCGACAUAAAUCAACAAAGAAACAGCCUCAGAAAUCAGCACCACCACGUCCAGAAAUAAUACAAGAGGAAGAAGAGAGUGAUCAUGGAGAAGAUCUGAUGGAUAUGGUUGAAGAAGAUGAUUUAAAUUUCCUAAAGAAUGCCAUAUCUAACAAAUCUUACAAUCUAUUGAAACAAAUUCAAUUAAAUGAAACAGACAAAAACUUAAGUGAGAAAAAAAGGAAAGAAAUAGAAAAUAAUCAGCCUUUGGAAGAGCUAUAUGAGAACAAUGUAUCGAAAAUUGUGGAGGAGACAGGAGGGAAGUCAGUUCGUAUGCUGCUUCCAAUAAAAACGCAAAAUGGAUUUAUAAAGAAACGUAUUAUUGAAGAAGAUAAUAAAAUUUCAAACAAAGAAGAAAAUAAAAGUACAAAUGAUAAUAGCCAAGAAGAAAGCAAAGAGAAAGAAGAUAGUGACACAGAAAUGAAUAUGGAUACACAUAAUAACUUGCAAGUAACUGAUAAACCAGUAUCCACCAUUGAACUUUUGGCACAUCGUGAAGAAAUACUCAGAUCUAAGCGUUUUAAAAUAGGUAUACUUUCAAGUGGCAUAUUGGAAAACCCAGAACUUAAGUCAGGAAAUUUCAAGAUAUUGCUAGACAUGAUGGAUGAAAGAACUUCUGAAGUUUACAUUACAAUCAGGAAAUUGGCAAUGGUGUCUCUUCUAGAAGUUUUCAAAGAUUUGCUUCCAUCAUAUAGUAUCUUGCAGAUUACUCAGGAAGGAGUAAAGCUGAAGAAAGAUACACUCACGCUACAUAAUUAUGAAGCUACUUUGUUAAGGAGUUACAAAGGCUAUUUGCAGAGGCUCGAGAAGAUAUCCAAGAUUUUGAGAAAAAAGAAAGGGAAUAUGCAAUUGGUAAACGAACCUGAAAUGCAAUUGGGCGAAACGGCUGUAUUGUGUAUGUGCGAGCUUCUUACCAUCCAUCCGUACUUCAAUUUCUCCGUUAAUAUAGCUAAUUACAUCCUUCCUUUAUUGGAUAACAAACGGAGCAGUGUAAGAGAGAAAGUUGCGCAAUGUAUCUCUCAAAUAUUCAAAGAAGACAAACGUGGUCAGCUAUCUCUCACAAUAGUUCGAAAGUUAAAUCAGUAUAUUAAGUCAAAGAAACACUCUGUACACCCUGAGGUGAUAACGGUGUUACUGGCCCUUCGCAUUAAAGAUGUCAAUCUGGACAAAGAGAAGGAAGACGAAACGAAGCAAAAGAAACUCAUGUCUCAUAAACAAAGAAUUCUAGCGUUAAGCAAACGGGAGAGGAAAAAGAACAAGAAGCUAGAGCAAGUGGAGAAAGAAAUGCUUGAGACAAAGGCUGAGGAGAAUAAGCAAGCGAAACACAAGAUACUCACGGAAAUAACGGGCAUAGUAUUUACUAUAUACUUUAGAAUUCUAAAGCAAGCUCCCAAUAGCAAAGUGUUGUCUGUAUGUCUGGAAGGAUUAGCCAAAUUUGCGCAUUGUAUUAAUAUAAAUUUUUACCAAGAUUUAGUGAGCGUUAUAGAUAGAUUAAUAGAUGAAGGUAAUUUGGGAUUAAGAGAACAAUUGCAUUGUGUUCAAUGUAUAUUUACAAUAUUAUCUGGACAAGCUGCAGCGUUGAACAUCGAUCCAUACAGAUUUUAUGUGCAUUUGUAUAAAAAUAUAUUGAAAGUCCAUUGUGGGAGGACGCACUCGGAAACUGAGAUCGUGUUGCAGACGUUGCUGCAAAUUCUCAUUCAUCAACGAAGAAGGAUCACACAGACACGUAUGAUAGCUUUUGUAAAGAGACUAAGUACACUAGCAUUGCAGUCGCAGCAUAAUGCGACUUUAGGAACUCUUGGUAUUAUCAAGCAAGUGAUGCAGCUUAUGAAAGCGGCUCAUGUUUUAUUGGAUACUGACUGCACUGGUGACGGUCAUUAUCAAAGUGAAAUCGAGGAACCCGAUCAUUGCAACGCCCAUUGUACCGCGCUGUACGAGCUUGUUGCUUUACAGCGUCAUUAUCAUAGUGUAGUACGACAAUUUGCUAAAAAUAUAGCGUAUGCCACACCUACGAGCGGCGAGGGUAGUUUGACUAUCGAAACUGCGAAAUUAUCACCAGAAGAACUUUACACGGAAUAUGAUCCUGCAGGUAUAGCAUUUAAACCUGCUGUACCUGUUCCAAAGAAAACUCCAGUUAAAAAAGCACCGAUUGAUUAUAGUAUGAGUUCUGAACUCGAAGAAUAUGUUAAUACUGUCGAUGUCAGCAACUUAUUUGCAGAUGGGCAUGUAGAUUUUUAUAAAGCCUGUAAAAAUAAUUUGUAAUACAUAAUAAAAUGGGAUGUAUGUAAAAUAUAUCAAUGCUUUUAUCAAUAAACUGAGCAACAAUA